UGCUGAUAAAAUGACCAACAACCACCAAAAAACUCCCUUUAUUUCAAUUGCUUCCAAGAAUUAAUCGAAAAGUUUCCAAAAAGACCACCAGCUGCUUUCAACUGCCUACAUUGAGGCUAAUCAUCCAUUGAUUAGUUGUCACCUCACCUUUUACUAUGUCAUUUUUCGCAAUCUAAACCGUGAAUUCUCUAUAUACAUGUUUCUACUUGAGGUCACUGAUUAACCAUCAUCAGUCAUGUCCUAUGUGAACAAGAAGGAGCGCAUCUUCCGCAGGGGGGAGCCCUUCGACAUUCCUCAUGCGCGCUCUGAAGCACGAAUGAAGAAUUACUGGUCAGCUACGGACCGAAGGGCUUGGUGCGAUGAAGUUGAGCUGCGCAGGCAGCAUAUCUUGGAGCUGAAUGCCCGCACCAAAGGACAAUUCUGCUUGGAAAACCUGAUUCCUCUGGAUCUGCUCUUCAAUGCGAUGGCCGCCAACAAGGACGGGGAGAUCGAGAAGCUGAAGAAGAAGAUCGACUACUUGGAAUCAUUGCUCGACAUCUACAGGCAGAUCGAGCUCACCCCCGAACAGCAGCGGCAGGUGAACGAUCUGAACAGGAGACUCGCAAAAGAAAGACACAAGCUCGCUAAAGCGCAAAAGACUGAAGCAGACAAAACUGGCGAGAAAAAAUAUCCGGGCGAAGCCAGGCCUGAGGAGGCAGCACGAAGAUCCAGCUCCGCAGAAAUCGUUCGUCCAAAACAGGAGCGGCAGAAGCGAUCGAUCAGCGAGCCUGCAGUGAGUCGGAAAAGAGAUGAAAAGAAGGCAAUACCACGCGAUAAAAAAAGAGCAAGAGAACCAGCCGAUUCUGAAGCGGAGGCAUUGGAGGCGAAGCCUACGAAGAAACAGAAAACUGAAGUGCAGCCCGCUGAGGCACUUGCACAAGGCCGGGCCAAACGACGGAAAUCCUCCAAAGCUUUAGCGAAAAAAGACAGCGAUCAAGCGGUGCCAACGAAACGCCCUAAAUCUACAGCGCCUAAACCUGCUGAUAAAGAGGAAGGAACAUUGAAGACGAGGCAAGUUGAAGAUUUACAAGCGCCUGAAAAGUCUGGCCGUAGAAAGACCGCUUCUGAACCAGAAAAACCUCCAUCUACCAAGCCGUCCCUAAAGAAAGAGGCAAGUCCAAAAGGUCAGUCUAAUGUUCCUAGCGACACACCCAAGACCUCAGGCAGAGAGAGAAGCAGCUCUAAAACCAGUAGGGAACCAGGCGAGAAACCCGCAAAGAAGAAAGAAUUAGUUGGAGGUGAAGAACCACGAGACACAAAAGUUGCAAGAGCACAAGAGGAUAAACCUAGAGCUAAGGGGAAGGCAGACCCCGUGCUAAAAGAGCCAGGGGAUGGUGCUGGGAGGCCAAAGAGCCCCACUAGAGUACCAAAACAAGAGCCAAAAGAAGCGCAAAGAGCUGCAAGCGAAACUAGAACCAAACCUGCUUCAAAAGCGUCUGAGAUUCCACCCACAGUUAAAGAGAGCGGGGCAAGAGAUGCAUCGGGUGCAGAUGCAGCUGCCUCUAGAAGAGCAAAAGAAGCAAUGAAGGAUGAGGAAGCAGCUGAGCGCAAGCAGGCAGAAGCUAGAGGACGCGGAAGAGGCAGAGGAAGGCCCUCAUCCCCAGAGGAACUGGGAAGAAAAGCUGGAGAACCUGUGAGCCCUAAGCGAGAACCAGACGAAGCCCAUCCGGCUGGCAUUGAUCGAGCAAAGAAGAAACCAGCCGGUGAUGGGGCAGCCAAAGGUCAAGCCCAUGAACCGGUCAAGUAUGAUAAAAAGCUUACUGAGGAAGAUAAAGGUCCAAAAAGGGCCGAGCCAGGAGGGAAAUCAAAAAGUGACGAUAAAUAUACGAAGCAAGAAGGAACGGAGGAACCAGCCAAAAGGCCUGGGCAGGAGUUUGGAGGUUCCAAGGAAGAGGGCAAACCUGCCAAGGGAGGACCUAUGGAAAAUGCAAUGCUGCGCCCAAGCAAACCCUCAAAAAAAGACGAAACUCCUGAAGAUGCUGCCCAGACAACUAUGGAAAAACCGAAGGACGUCUCAGCAGCUAGAACCAAAGGCCGAGGCAAAGCGCAUGAGGGUAUUUUAGAUGAUGGGCAAAGGACCAAACCAGGUCCUGGCAAGGCCGCUGAGGCUAUGGAAGAAGGAGCAGGCAGAUAUAAACGUGCAGAUACUUCAAAAGAGCCGGGAAAACGUCCUGUCAAGCAGGAUGUUGGAGAAACAGAUGGAAGACUCGAGAAAAAGGGGGCGGAUCUUCCAAGGAGAGAAGCUCCAGGUUUAGGACAAACAGGAGCUGAAGAAACGGAUAAGCUUGAGCAGAAGGGAGCGGAUGUUGCAAAGACGAAAGGUCCAGGUGUAGGAAAAACAGGUGUGGAAGGAAAGGAUGAAAGGAUGAAGCAAAAGGACGCGGCUGCUGCAAAAGAAAGAACUCCAGGUUUAGGAAAAACUGGUGUUGAAGACAGAGAUGGAGGGCUCGAGCAAAGGAGAGCGGAUGUUGCAAAGAAGGAAGUUCCAGGCUUAGGGAAAACCGCCAUUAGAGAAAAAGAUGGAGAGCCUGAGCAAAAGGGUAGCGAUGUUGCAGGAAGAGCUGAAGAAGAAGAUGGCAGAGGAAAGGAUGGCAAGAGAAAAGGUCCUGGUUUAGGGAAAACAGAUGAUGCAGAAAAAGAUGGAAGGCUCGCGCAAAAGGAGGCGGCUGUUUCAAAAGCAAAAGCUCCAGGUUUAGAAAAAACUGGUGUAGAAGAUAAAAAAAACGCAGGCGCUAAAGAAAAAUAUGGAGGGCCUGAUCAAAAGGGCGCUGAUGUGACAAAAAGAGAAGCUCCAGAACCCCGACCAAAAGGUGCUGACGAUGACAGCGAUAAAGCUAGAACGAGAAGCCCAGCAAGAAAGAGGUUUGAAGAAACUGCUGGAUCUGCACCUCAGAAAGCUGUUGAGGAAGGGAGCGGUGCUCCUAAACCUGAAAAAUCCGAUGCAACUGAAAAAUUGGCAUCUCCAAAGCCCAAAGCACCGGGUGUUGGAGUAAAGGGUGCACCUGCUAAGCCUGGAGAAUCUGACGAUGGUAGAAAGCUUGCAGAUAAAGACGGAAAAAAAGAAACUGCACCUGAAAAAGUGGAAGCGGCAGACAAACGAAAAGCAGUUCAACCGGAGCCCAGUAAAGCGAAAAAAGACGAAGCAGGCAAACUUCCGGAGGCUUCAAUGGAAGGCGCUAAAAAGGCAAAGAAAGAAGAAGCGAAAACCGAGCGCGAACUGAAAGAAGACAGUCCAAGAAGCGCUGCACCAAAACAAGUUGCUGAAGAAGAAAGGAAGAAACAGAUUGACGAUCAGUACAAACCAAAAGGAAAAGAUUUGGAAACAUCUGGAUUGCCAAAACCCCAACAGGAACCUACCGGAGCAAAAAAAACUGAUACCGAAAAGUCUUCCGAAGCCACUGCAAAGGAAAUCGAGCAUGACCCUGAAAGGCGAACCAAAGGCAGGGGAAAGGCGGACCAGGAGAAAUUGGGCGAAGCUGGAAAACCUGGAGGAAUAGCAACAAAAGGUAAACCUGCACCGAAGGAAGAAGAUAAAGGUGGAAGGCAGAUGCUUAAGCAAGAAGAAGAACCGAAGUUGAAAAUGCCAGAGGUUUCAACCAAAAAAACCGAUCAAAAACCAUCAAGAAAGCUAGUCGAUGAUGGAACAGCGGACGCUGGCAAAGCAACAGUUGCCCAACAAGAUCUUGAUGAAGCUGAAAAAGCAACAGUUGCAGCCACUAAAAAGAGACCUGAAAAAGUCCCGUUAGAAGCUGGGCCACCAAUUGAAAGAUUAACAGAAGAAAAGAAACCGAAAGAAGCACCAGUCAAAAAAGGCGCAGAUGGAAUUAAAUCGAGUAAAGCCGACAAAUUGCCCACAACUAUGGAUGAAGACGAAAAGCCGAAAAUAGUAAAAAGAGAGGCGGACAGAAAGGACGCUAAAAUAAAGCCCGAAGAAGAGAAAGGCAAAAUAUUUAAACCUGAGGAAAUCACCAGGCCUGCCAAAGAAGGCAAAGAGCCCCCAAAAUAUGAAGCCGAACAAAAACAGCUUCAAAAAGAAGAAAAGCCGCCCAUGGCCACCGAUCGCAAACCUCCUUUAGCUAUAGAAAAAACCUCAAGAACACCAGGCGCGCCUGUGAAACCUGCAAAAGACGCUAAAACUACCGCAGGCAAAGCUCCUGAAGCAGCAGCAGCUGAAGGAGUAUCAUCAAAUAUUAUCGAAGGUGAUGAAAUUAUCGAUUUGCCUUUCCAAGAGCUGCAAGAACAGGCUCGAGUGGCUCCUGCCCCCAAACAGGCAGGAAAACCAAUGGAGGACGGAGCUAAAAAAGGUGAAAAAGCGGAAAAACAAAAGCAAAAAGUAGGAGAAGAAGAAGUUGAAAAGAGGAAAAUUGACCAUGAAAAGCAGCUGCAGGCACAAGAAGAACCUGCAGCAAUUGAAGAUGUUGAGCUUCAAGUGGCUGCCGCCCCCAAACAGGCAGGAAAGCCGAAGGAGGGCGGAGUUAAAAAAGAAGGAAAAACGGAAAUGCAGAGGCAAAAAGAAGGGGAAGAAGAAGUUGGAAAGAGGAAAAUUGAGUCUGAAAAGCCGCUACAAACGCAAGAAGAACCCUCAGCAAUUGAAGAUGUUGAGCUUCAAGCGGCUCCCGCCCCCAAACAAGCCGAAAAGCCGAAGGAGGGCGGAGAAACAGAAGAAAAAAAGGAAAUACCAAAGCAAAAAGUCGGAGAAGAAGUUCAAAAAAGGAAAAUUGAGCCUGAAACGCCGCUACAGACACAAGAUGAACCCUCAGCCAUUCAAGAUGUUGAGCUGGAUGAAACAGCUCAAAAACAGCCAGCUGGAGCCUCACCACGUCAGCAGCCUAUCAAAAAGGAAAAGAAAGAAGAGCCUAAAAGAGCUUUUGAAAUAGCAUCACCUGCUGAAGCGUUAAGCCAAGAACCUGCUGCAACUCGGACAGUCGAAGAAGCACCAAAAGAAGCAGAAACAGACCGAAUACCCAAGGAAGUCGCUGUUAAGACAGCAGGCGAGCAACUUGGCGAACAUCUCGUAUCGCAGCCCCCUAGUGGCCCUGCGCAAUUGCCUUCAACAGCUGAAGUAGCCGAAGGAGCUGCAAUGCCUGCAGACAAACUUCCCGAGCAAGCUGCUGCACCUCCUGAAGGCGUUGCCAAAAGAAGAAGUAUUGAAGCAGACCAAGAGCCAGCGGAAAAACCACCAGAUUCUAUGGAAGAACGGCCGAUGAGGCCAGAGGAAAGAAGGGAAGAGGGUUUUGCGGCUGAAGAGGAACGGCUGGAUAAGCCGAAAAUUCUCAAAGGAGAUGAAGCAGCGAAAGAACAACCUCCGGAGCCAGUAGGAGGCUUGGUGCAGCCCAGUCAUGAAGAAGCUGCAGAAAGGGAACCGUCUCUUGGAGAAUCUGCUGCCAUCACUCCGUCGCAACAACAGUUCCUUGAACAAAAGGAAGCAGCCAAAGUGGGUGAAUAUCCAGAUCGGGCCCCCUUGAGCCAGGAAGAAGAAGAAGCAAGAGCUGAUGAAGCCAAGGUGCCCCCACUCUUAGAAUCUCCGGAACCAGCCUUCGAAGCUGAAGAUCUAUUGGAGAAGCCUUCAGCAAUCAGUCGUGAAGAAGCGCUCGGGGAACUAGUUGCAGCAGGUAAGCCCGAUUUGGGCGAGGCACCCAAAGAAGCUCCAUCAGACGAGCCGUGGUCCGAUACAGAAAAAGACAAGGAUCAGGAGAAACCUGUUAAACUGAAAGCUGAGCCGCUCGAAGGAGAGAUUGAAGAGUAUGAAAUGGCGGUAGAAGAAAUUGAACGACCCGAAGCUGAAGGCGAGCCAAAAGGCCAGGAACUAGUUGAAGCUGCAGUUGAUGUUGGAGGAAAAGAGCCUUCCUGUCAAGCAAUCUGCAAUCACCCCGGUGGUCCAGAUUGGAGAAAAUCCACAGACGAAGUUAAACCAAGUGUGGCACCCUUUCCAAGUGUGCUUCAAUCGCAGGCAACAUCGGCUUUGGACGCUAAAGAACCGGCUCAUGGGCCAGAGCCAUGUAGAGCAACUUGCAACGUGGCAAGAGUAGGAGAAGUCCCAGAUAAAGCUGACCUGGGAACUGCUGUCCCAACGAAAAAGCCUGGAUACCCAGCAGCCAAAGAAGAAACCCCUAGAAGCCCCAAAGACGAGUUCCUAACCCCCAGAUCAAUUGUUUCAGCAGCUCACCUGCACGCCCUACAGGGUGUUUCAGCUGGAUCCCGGGAUGAAACAACCGAAACCAGGAAGGCAGGCCAUAAGUGUAUGGCGCCCUGUAGAAACGCCCGGGACAGGCCCAGCUGGUUUGGUGAAGAAACCGCUGGAGUGAUUACAGGCAGGGACAGCGAUACGCCUCAUGACUUGGUGCCCCCGGGGUAUUUUCUACCGAACGAUUACUCCCCAAGGAGAAUGCCUGAUUGGGCGGGACGUCCGGAGGUGGCAUCAACCAAGCCCGACUCACUUUCCCUGCUGGAUGCCGAAGUUUCCAGCUUAUCGGACACGGCCAUCAAGGAAGAGAUCCAGACGCUGCACAAAUGGGUGCCCAAACUCGUCCUGGAUUGGGAGAGCGUAUCCGAGGAGUUGAUUCCAGCGCCUCCAACAGUGCCCGGAGUUCUAUCCGGGCACAUAUUGGGAGUUCCAGUGGGUGCGCCUCUGCUAGCCGAGCGUUCAACCCCGCAGACCCUCCCAGAAGCCAUCUACCAGCGAAGAUUCGCCUCCCAAACAUGUAGGGCGCCAUGCGCCGAUAGGGACCCUAUGGGGGAAGAGCCACUGGCUACUAUCGAGGAUGUGAGCGACAUUAACACAGACUCGGAGAUUGGAGAUGAAAUUUUCGAGACUGCCCAGGCAGCUGAGCCUUUGCCAGAGGAACUAGCCAGGGAAACAUCUGAUUUGGACGAAGUUUUCAGCGUCCUCUCACAGCAAACAGUGUCAGGAGACUUUACUCAACAAAAUGAGGUUGCUGAGGCAGUUCUGGAAGUAGAAGGCGUGGAUGAUGAGGGCGUGAAAGAGGACACGCCGAAAACAUUUGUUACCAUAUCGGAACCAGAGGUUGUAGAAAUCUUCAGCCGAACUGCUUCUGAGGAUUUAUCUGGCGAGGAAUCAUUUGAAGAGCCAAACGCCCCAGAAGCAGCGGCGAUGCCGCUGGAGGACACGAAAGUUUCCGAGGAAUCGCCCAGUGGGUCCACACGUUCAUUCGUCAGCAGUGGUUUCGCCGCAUCCCAGUCGCAACUCCCAGAGAUCAAAGCUUUGCCCCAGCAAGAAGCAGCUGAUAUCGAAGAAUUUGCUGAUGCUGAGCCAAUAGCUGCACUGGCUGCUGUGGAUGCGCAAUUAGAAGCUGCGGAAAAACCUGCAGAUAAAUACGUGCAAGCGAUUGAGCAAGCAGCUGUGGUGCCACGCCAGGCUCCUGCAAGGUUCGUCAGCUGGUUUGCACCUCCGCCACCCAGAGUUGAUCCGGUGCGGGUGCCUCGAGGAACUCAGGCGGCUCAAAGCCUGAGCAGCACCGCAACAUCUUCAAUUGCUCGACCAAAGUUGCACCAGGCGACUGCAACUGAGGCCGGUCGCCUUUGCCUGGCUGCUUGCCAGACAGCUUCUGAGCCAGACGCUGAGUUUGUGGAUGCUGUAGAGCCUGAGGGUUUUACAACCAGUUCCACCGCCCAAGCAAAAGAGGCCGCUGUCCAGAAGCUUCAGAACGCUGGCACGCAAGCUGCAGCUGUAGCAACUGGAGCAGCAUGUCCACAUGUUUGCCCAACUUCAACAGAGCCUCACUAUCGGGCUGAUCAGCGCACCAUUGGAACUGCCAUUGGGGGAGUUGCGAAGCUUGAGGAGUGCUUGAAGCGUCUUUCGUUAGCUCCUGAGUUGCCUUGCCGGGGCAAAUGCGCCGCCACUGGACUGAGCGAGAACGACCGGAAGUUGAGGGCAUUACAGGAAGAGAUGUUGGCCAAAGAUGCGUACUGCGCAGAACAGCGAAAGAUCGCCACCGCCGCCUUGGCGCAGCUGGACAACAUUAAGUGCAUAGUGGAGGAACGGGACGAUCUGCGCAAGAAACUGGAGAACUCGCAAUGCGAAUUGGCGCAACUGAAGAAUACCCUUGAGUUUGGGUUUGGUGAUGCUGAGCAGCCGCAAAAGCCGAUGGCGGACAUUCCGCCUCAGCCCAGCCAGAGUUCAAUAGCAAAUUCGUGCGAUGAAGAAAUCCGCAUUAUGGAAGACGAAAUUCGCGCAAUGCGGGCCUCAUGUUUAACGCCAGGCCAGGAAACUCUGGUCAUCAAAAAGGAGGUAGAGGUGCUGAAGAAAUAUUGCUCCAAACUGUCCUCCAUCCAAGAGGAAAACGCCCGAUUGAAGAAGUGCAAUGAAGAGCUGCAGGUCAGGUGCAUAGAGUCGGAACAGAAGCUCGAGAUUCUAGGCUGCGAUGGAGAUCAGGCUUCUCUAGCUGAGAUCAAAGAGAAACUCCUCACGCUCAACGAAACGAUCGCCGAGCGCAACGUUCUCCAAAACAGAGUCGAGACUUUGGAGCGCGAACUCAACCGCUUCCAGGAUCUGCCUGAAGAUGUGGAGCUGUUCAAGCGGCGCUCGGUUCUAUUGGACGAUGUCCUCAAAGACCGCGACCGGCUGGCAAAGCGAGUGGAGCAAACCAGAGGGCUGGACGAAGAGUUGUUGCUCUUGAAGCAGAGAUCUGAGAGGGUAGACGAACUGGAGCGACAGCUAAAACUUGCCAACAAAGACGUUCAGUUGGCUGAAGACGAACUGGACAGCAUGAGGAGCAAGUGCACAAUGGCGGAAAUUGAGGCACUGAAUCAAAAGACCGAAAGCGACACUUUGAGGUCAAGGAUUGUCUGCAUGGAGCACGAAAUGGAGAGCCUGAAGUCGCUGUGCCAAGAGCAGGAGGUGUUGCAGAUCGAAAAAGAGCGAUUGCAAGUAAGCCUGGAUGAGCUGGUGCGCAUGCAGGACGACUACGAGCACAUGUGCAUCCAGAUGAAAUCCCUGGACAUUGUCAAGGCGGAGCGAGAGCGGUACAAGCGAAAAUACGAAGAGCUGGUGGGCAUGGAAAGCGAAUGCAACCUACUAAGGACCCAACUGGACAAGGCCAGACUCAUAGAACGCGACAGGGACAUUCUGGAGCAACAAACGGAAGACCUGGAGCGCUGCAUCUGCGAGCAGGAGGAAGAAAUUCGUCGGCUGGUGUCCCACAUCGACUGCCUGGCUCAAGGCAAGGAAGACCAGCAAGUGAAGAUGAAAGAAGUGGUGUCCAAUUUGAAGAUUGAGCUGGAGAGAAAGGAGAGCUUGCUGGUGUUGUCCGAAGAGAAAAUGGCCACGAUGCACGGGAAAAUCGACACCUCCUUUCAUAAUCUAUCUGAAGAAACCGAGACGCUGAGGCGGAACAAACAAUGCCUGGUUGAAACUGUCCAGACACUGAAAACGGAGAACGCAGCGCUGGAAAAAAGCAUGAAAACUGCCGCAAACGAGUUGAGGAUUCUGAAGCAAAAACUCGCAGAGCAGGUGGACGAGAACACCCAUCUUCAAGAGCAACUGGAGAAUCAACAGCGAGCCAUUGACACCAUGCAAGAAGUACUCGCGGACCGCGAAUCCUCCCAGCUGAGCCUUGAGUCAUUUUCCAGCAAUGCUCAGGAGAUCUCCCGGCUUCAAUGCGAGCUGAAUGCAGCCAAAGAGGAAAACCUGCGGCUGCAGCAACUGUCCACCCAGCCAGGCACCAGCUUGGACAACAACUACCAGCUGAAGACGAUGCUGGAGCAGUCAAAGUGCGCGAUAGAGCGAAUCGCUAUGGAACUCGAACAGCAAUACGCUGAGUGGGACGGCAAAAAGCCCUACAGAUGCUGUCCCGGAUGCACCUGCAAGCAAAAGAACAAACCAGUGGAACCGAAAGUAGUCAUCAAAUGCUGUCCCGGGUGCACUUGCAAGAAGAAGCCCAAGCAAACUGUCCAAAUAGAAGCCAAAGUAGUCGAGUGCAAGUGCAGGACAACUGAGCAAAGCUCCCCCUCUCCACGAAACACCGAGGAUGCCAAAUGCACUUGCUCAAAAGCUACAGAAGUUGACUGGAGGAGUCUGCCGCUUCCUUCCGACUCAGAAGAUGAAGCUCCCGAAGAAGCGAUGUACACGGCCAGGUCAGCUGAUGAAAACCGAAUCAGGGAACUGGAAAAUGAGCUUCUAAAAGCCAAUGAUACGAUCUUGAAUCUAAAGGAGCAACUGGCAGGCUUUGAGAGGCUCUCGGCCGAAAACUCCGCGCUAAGACGCCACUCCACAGAAGUCCAAGAGGUUGCCAAGGAUCAAAUCGAGGAUCUAGUGGAGCGGCUGCAGAAAGCGCAGCAACGAAUCGCUGAACUCGAGGCGGAAAAUGCCAGCUUAAAAGAUCGCACUGUUACGGAGGAAUUUGGACAUGUGGUCGGGCUUCCAGAGGCCGAGGCCAAAGCCCUUCCCCUUCCAGCACCAACAGCCCAAACAGCCCCAAUUGAGCUGCAGAGGAAACUGGACGAGUGCCUGCAGGAGAAGGAGCGCCUGCUCGAACUAGUUAAAAGCCUCAAGGAGCAACUGGAAAGCCCAGAUCAGCCAGAUCUCGCUCUUUUUGCCCAACUAAAAGCUGACCUUGCCAGCUGCAUGAAAGACAAGGAACGGCUUCUAGGGCAAGUGGAGCAAUUGCAAAGUUCCAACGAUUUAUCGCAACUUCAAGCCCAACUGGACGCCUGCCUCAAUGAAAAGGAAAAACUCCGAAGCUUGGUCAAUGAUCUUCAGAGGCAGCUGGUUGCUGGAACUCCUGGGCAGCUGCCUACUUUUAGGCAGCUGGCUACUGGAACCCCUGGGCAGCUGGCUGCUGAAACUCCUCGACAGCUGGCUCCUGGAAGCCCUGGGCAGCUGCCUGCUGCAACUCCUGGGCAGCUGGCUACUGCAACCCCUGGGCAGCUGCCUACUCCUGGGCAGCUGGCUACUGGAACCCCUGGGCAGCUGCCUACUCCUGGGCAGCUGGCUACUGGAACCCCUGGGCAGCUGCCUGCUGGAACUCCUGGGCAGCUUCCAGACAUGGCACAAAUUCCAAAGCUCGACAGCACGCUUGAUUCUUCCCAGCCAAAGCUCCUGCGUGAGUUAUCAGAAUGUCGCGCGACCAUCAGCAACUUGCAAACUCAACUCCAACAAUGCCGGGAAGAACGCGAAAGGUUGCUGAAGACAAUAAGCGAGCUUGAAGAGUCUAAGAAGCACAUGGGCGAGAUGCCGCCUGACCAGGAAGCGUACAUCAAGGUGAAACUGCAACUGGAUGAAUGCUUGAAGAGCAACGACGUGUUGAAGAACACCAUCGAGGACUUGAAGAAGCAACAAAGCGACUACUUGGGCAUAAAAUCCCAACUGGAAGACUGUCUAAAGGAGAAGGCCGCCCUUCAAAGGGCUGUGGAAGAGCUGAAGAAACUCCAGGAAAAUCGGGCGCUUGCCCAAGACACUUCAAAUUUAGCUGAUAUAGAAAGCAGUGGCAAAGAGAUAGCUGGUCUCAAAGCCGACUUGGACGAUACUCUAAAGGAGAAGAAUCGAUUACUCCAGCUGAUAGACGAGCUGCAACGAAAACAGCCAAUACCGCAAGCACCAGACUUGGGCAACUUGAAGCAGCAGCUGGACGAAUGUCUGAAAGAGAAGCAGGCCCUGCUGGCCAAGCUUCAGAGCCUGCAACAGCAGGCUGAAUCCAGUAAACUUGCGCUGGAAAGCAUGCAAAAGGAGAAACAAAGCCUGCUGGCAGCCGUCGAUAAUCUCAACAAGGAAAAGGAGGAUUUGGACAAGAUGCUAACCAGCAACGUUGUCACCACAUCCAGACGAAGCUCCAAGCUGGAAAACCAGCUGGACUCUUUGCAAAGCCAGAACAAGCAACUGUCAUCCGACAAUGAUCAGCUGAGAAAAGCCAACAAGGACCUGCAGGCGCAACUGGCCGCAUUGCAGUCACUCAGCGCUGAACUGGAGCAGCUGAAGAACAGCAACUUGAAGCUGCGGCAGGAAAACGACUCCCUGAAGCGAGCCUCUAUCGACCCCGCCGCCCUGGAAGCUCUAAGAAAGGAGAACGACGGCUUGAAGCAACAGCUGGACACCCAGCGGCAGCAAACCAGCUCCCUGCUGGAGAAAAUGAAGCAUCCGACUGCAGUGGAACCUGCGGCAAGGCCCGCAAUGGACAAAGAUGCAAAAGACAAGGACGCCAUGCAGACCACCAUUAACGAUCUGGAAAAUCAGCUGCGCAGCUUAAUGGACAAGGAACGGGUGGCGCCGCCAGCCCCAUCCGAAGAUUUCAAAGGCAAAAUAAAAGAGCUAAUGAAGCAGCUGGAGGAGGCUCAAAGGCGCGCCGAUGCUUCCGAAGAAGCGCUUCGCAACCUCAAAGCCAGCGACCCAACGGCGAUGUUGAGCGCCGAAAUCCAGAAGCUCAAAAACAGAGCGGCUCAGCUGGAGAAGGAAAACACGGCGCUGGAAAAGAGCCUCGCUCAAGCCAACAGCGACCGGAACGGCUUGAAGCAGGACCUAGACAAGGCCAAGGCUGCCGAAGACAGCCUGCAGAAAGCCUUGAGCGGCUUGAAGGCCGAAAGUAGAAAGCCACCAGGCGAAAAACCAGAAGACCUGUCCAGCAAGAUAGAAGAGCAAAACGCCACGCUGAAGAAAAAUGCCGCAAAGUUGGAAGAAGAAAUGGCAGCGUUGAAGAAGCAACUUGACCUGGCGCAGGUCGAGCGCCAGAAAGCCAGCGAACUGAUCAACGAGAACGGGGACCUGAAGAAGAAGCUGGCGCAAGCUGAGGGCGAAAGUUCCAAAGCGAGGAAAGAGCUGGAAGCCGCCCGAGCCGACGCGCAAAAAGCGUCCGAAAUGCUCCUGGAGCUGGAAAAAGACAACGCCAAGUGCAAGCAAACAGUCAAAGACCUGGAAAUGGAAGUAGCCAGGCUGAAGAAGGAAAUGGACGGCCUGCUAAACGACGCAAAGAAGGAGGCGAAAAACGCAUCGGACACCCAAAACCAACUAGCCGCUUUGAAGCAACGACUUGCACAGCUCGAAUCCAUCAACUCCCAGCUGGGUGAAGAAAACUCCAAAGUCAAAAAGGAACUGGAACAGGCACGGGGCGGCUCCCAAGUGGUAGCCGCUCUCCAAGACGAGAACAACAAGAUGCGGCAGCAAACCGCCGCGCUUCAAUCCGAGAUCGACAAGCUGCAAAAGCAGCUGGAAAACGCUCUUAUGGACGCCAAGGCCAAGCUGGCCACCGCCACUCAGCUUCAGGACGACUUGGGCGCCUUGAAGAAGACCCUGCAGCAACUGCAAGCGGAGAACGCUGCCUUGAAGAAGAACCUGGCGGACGAUCUGCAAGCCAAGUACGACCAACUGAGGCAAAAGCUGGCCGAGGUCGAGAACAGCAACAGCAAACUGAAGAAGGAUCUUCAAAAGGCGCUUGACGACGCCAAGACCGCCAGCGACACCUUGGAAGGUCUGAAGCAAAAUGAAGGCAAACUGAAAGCCAGAAUUUCCCAACUUGAAGGGGAGAACGACAAGUUGAAGAAGGAGCUAAACGCGGCGCUGGACAACUUGAAGAAAAUGGGGACGGAAGUCUCCGGGAUCCAAGGCGACGAGUCCAAGUCCAAGCAGCAGGCAGUUUUGCUGGAAAGUGAAAACGGCAAGCUCAAAAAGGACCUGCAAGGCGCCUUGGACAGUGCCAGAAAAGCCGCAGGCGAAGCCUCCCAGCUGAAGGACGAGAACGCGAAGCUGAAGCAACGCCUGGCUCAGCUGGAAGCUGAAAACACCACGCUCAAGUCCCAGUUGGACGCCGCAAUGGGCGACCUCAAGCAAACGCAGGACGAAAAUGGGAAAAUCAAGCAAAAAAUCCGGCAGCUGGAGGAGGACAAUGGCAAGUUGAAGCAAAAAGCUGACGCUCAACCCGCAGAGCAGCGAAAGCUGCUGGAGGACCAACUCAACAAGCUCCAAAAGGAACUGGAAGCAGCCAGAAAAAACACUCAGGAUAAGGACAAAGAAUCAACCAACUUGAAACAGGAAAACAGCGCAUUGCAGCAGCAAAUCGAUCAGCUGCAAGCAGCCAACGCCAAGCUGAAAAAAGAGCUGGACGCUGCAAUGAAAGCCAGCAAAGGCGCCGAAGCUGAGCUGGUGCAACUCAGAAGCAACGAAGCUCGCUUGAAAGACCAACUAGCCCAACAAGCGGGCAGCAACAGCAUGCUGGAAAAGGACAAAGCAGCUCUGGCGGAUGAGAUGAAGAAGGCUGCAACCGAUCUAGCCAAACUGUCCGAACUGAAGGACAGCGAGAAUAGGCUGAAGCAGCGCCUGGCACAGCUGGAAGCGGAAAAUGCCAAGUUAAAGAAGAACUUGGACUCUGCCUUGGCUGAUGCCAAGCAGCUAAGCGAUGAGGUCGCUGCGGUCAAAUCCUUGAAGGAGCAGCUGGCCAAAAGCGAAGCUGACAACAAAAAACUGAAAACCGACCUCAAUGCAGCUGUGCAGGAAACGAAGAAAGGGGCUGUGGGAGUCAGCGACCUGAAAGAAAUCGACGACAAGCUGAAGCAGAGAAUCGCGCAAUUGGAGGCGGAAAAUGCCCGGCUCAAGUCUGAUUUGGACAAGGCCUUUGACAGUGCAAAGAAGGCAGCCAACGACUUUACCAAACUCCAGGAUGGCGACAACAAGCUGAAGCAGAAACUCGCCCAGUUGGAGCUGGACAACGCGAAACUGAAAAAAGACCUGGAAAGAGCGGCCGGCGAAGCCCAAGCCCAACAGCCAGAACUGGCCAGCGAAUACGCGAAGCAGAAGCAGCGCCUUUUGCAGCUGGAAGCUGAAAACGCCGGUGUGAAGAAGCAGCUGGAAGCGGCAUUGAAUGACGCGAAAAAGCACACAAACGAAAUGUCCCGACUGCAAGACGAGAUCAACAAGCUGAAGCUGCAAGUUGCCCAGUUGGAGAAAGCCAAUGACGGGCUCAGGAAAGACCUGGACGCAGCUGGAAAAGCCAAAGUGGACGAAGCGGAAAAUGCGAAAAAACUGCGCGAAGGCAACGACCAGCAAAAGCAAAAAAUAUCGCAGCUGGAAGAUGAAAUCAGCAAACUGAAGAAGCAGCUUCAGCUGCCACCGGCUCCUCAACCAGAGGACUUGAAGGCAAAAGUAGCCAAGGCAGAGAGCGACAAUGCGAAGCUGAAAAGCGACCUGGAGAAGGCGCUCAAAGAAUCCCAACAGGCAAAAUCCUUGCAGGAGGAAAAUAGCAAAUUGAAGCAGCAAACCGGGAGACUGCAAGCUGACCUGGACAAGCUGCAGAAGGAUCUGGAUACCGCUGUAAGCGAAGCCAGGAAAAGCGCCAGCGAAGUGGCCAAGCUGCGCGAAAGCGAGGCCAAGCUGAAGCAGAAAGUCGCCCAGCUGGAAAUGGACAAUGUGAAGCUGAAAAAGAGCUUGGACGAAGCGAAAGCGUCAGCAGCCGAAGCUGUGGCGCUUCGCGCUGAAAACCAGAAACUCAAGGCCCAAAUCAAGGAGCUGCAAGAUGAAAUCAAUCGGCUCAAAGCGGCGAAAGACACUGUGGUGCGUCAGCCGGAAGAAGACACCCAAGGCCUGAAGGACGAAAUAGCGAAACUGAAGCAGAAAGUGGCCAAUCUGCAAAGCGACAACACCAGAACAAAGCAACAGCUGGACGAAGCCAAGAACGACAAGCUCGAUGCUUUGAAGACUCAAAUGGAGACGCUGCAAAGUUUGAAGCAGGAAAACGAGAAACUUAGAAAACGAGUGGCGGAAUUGGAAAGCGAGCUGGCGAAGGCCCAGAAGGAAAAUGCAGGCAUGAAAACCGAAAACGACAAACUGAAAGGCGACUUCAAAACCAACAAAGACGCGCUGAACAACGCUCUUCAGAAGCUGGAAGCUGCAGCUGAUCAUGAUGCGGUGAACGAUCUGGAGAACCUCCGCAGCAAAGCCAAGGCCUUGGAGGCGGAGCUGGAAAAACAGAAGAAAGAGUGUCAAGACACGAUUGCAUCAAUGAAGACGCAAUUCGACCGCGAUAUGAAAAACCUGCUAAAGAAGCACGAAGACAGCAUCGAUCAGCUGCAAAAAGCCCACGCGGACUACGUGAAAGGCGUAGCCGCCAAGCACGAAAACGAAGUAAACGACCUGAGAAACGCAAUCGAGCAGCUGCGCCAGGAGCUGGACGAAAAAGCCAAAGAAAAUGCGCGCCUGAGAAAGUUGCUAGAAGACCAGAAGCGGAAGAGCAUCGAAAUCAAAGACAAAGUCGGCGAAGUUGAGAAAGUGAUUUCGAAGGAGCGGAGACGCAGCAAAGAGCUGGAAAAAAAGCACAGUGAGCUGCACUCGGUGGCUUCAGUGCUUGAACAGGAAGUCCUGAAGGAGAGGAAGCGAUCGUUGCAGCUGCAGAAGGAAAAAGACGACCUGGCUGACAAGCUGCGGGCGUCUUUGUCCAAAAGCAAACAGGAGGAAGCAGGGCCGUAUGAAGAAAAGGGGGCACAUUUGGGGGAAUCGCGGCCUGAAGUGAGCAGGGACGACGGCCCCAAGCCGAAGAAGGAAAGAAAGGAGAGAAAGGAAAGCGCAGUUCUGCAAAAGCAGGUGGAAGAGGAAAGGAGGAAGAGCGAAAUCCUGGAACUGACUGUUAAAUCCCUAGAGGAACAGUUGAAGGAAAAACCGGCCAGUUUAGGGGAAACUGUCGAUCGCCCGAGCCAGACUAAGCCAAGAAAACUCAAGGACGAAAAACUGACAAUGACGACUUUCGAAACAGUAUCACUUCCCCCAGUGUUUCUCGCAAUGUCCAGCCCAUUGUCCGAUAACGAGCUGGCUUUCUACGGCAAAAAGCGCUGUCCAUGUGCGGAAAACAUCGACGAUUUGCUGAAGAAAGCUGGGUCCAAAGGAUUUGGAGCCUUAACAAUUGAAGAGUUGCAACUCGUGCACAAGCAUCUGAGUGAGGCGGCAGCCAAUGUUCUGGAACGUUUGGGCCAAAAAGUGGGAGUGUUGCGACCCAAUGAAGGGCGCGAUCGGUUGUCGUUGCUGCGAAGAAUCGCCGAACUCGAAGGGGAUCUGCUGAAGAAGCAGAAGCAAACCCAACAAAAAAUUGCCCAGAUGCAGAACGCGAUCAGGCUGGAGAAGGAGCGCCUGACUGAGCUGAGGAGGAACCUGGAAAGGGAGAAAAGGAGUCGGAAUCCAUCGCCAGAUCCUCCUAGAAGGCGCAUAAUCAGGGAUGCGGUGGCUUUGGAGGAAAUGAAGCAGCAGCUGGAGAAGAGACUGGAUGAAGAGCUGUUGGCCAAAAUGAAGCUGAAAAGCCGCCUGGCCAAGCCGAGAAGAGCAGAAGACCAGCCGGUUAGGGACGGCCAGUGCACUCCACGAACCCACUUUUCACAUGCCGCUCACUCAACUGGAAGGCUGUAGAUUGUCCAUAUUUGGCUGGAAAUCACAUUGUGCUGUCCUUGUAGUGUCAAGAUGCGUUUGCAUAGUUAUUUUAAUGUAAUGGGAAUAAAAUGCGUUUUUCCAUUGAAAA
Molecule: messenger RNA, 17477 nt
Organism: Dendroctonus ponderosae (mountain pine beetle)
Lineage: Eukaryota; Metazoa; Arthropoda; Insecta; Coleoptera; Curculionidae
Exons: 37
Coding region: 236-17368 (5710 amino acids)
Source: RefSeq, a predicted model, not a curated record